ACUCCAUACUGGAAACUAGGGACGGCUGCGUUCUCUAACCUUCUCUAUUGUGCUAUUUCCUGAUAGCACAGCAGCUAGAAAACAACAAGCAUUUAAUCACUUUUCAGAGGGUUCCAUGCAUUAUUAUUGAUCUUGCACUCAUUUCAUCUUUAAAGAAGACUCCAAGAAAUUUGGGCGAUGACAGAUCAAGCCAACAGACUGCGUAAGCAGUUAGAAUCAGCUAAUUUCGACCCGCAAAAUUAUGUCAAGCAACUCUCACAACAAUCUGAUGGCGAUAGAGAUUUGCAAGAACAUCGUCAAAAAAUACAGACCCUGGCAGAUGAAACUGCUCAAAACCUGAAGAAAAAUGUCUACAAGAAUUAUCGACAGUUCAUUGAAACUGCCAAAGAGAUUUCAUACUUGGAAAGUGAAAUGUACCAACUAAGUCAUAUUUUGACAGAGCAGAAGAGUAUAAUGGAGAGCAUUACCCAAUCUUUGCUCUCUACAGACAAGGAUGAAACGGCAAAAGAAAUGCUGGCAGCGUUUCCUAAAGAGACCGAGGAAGUUAAACAGAGAACGCUGACUACACUGUUGGAGAAAGUAGAGGGAUGCAAAAACAUCAUGGACACCCCAGGAAGGUAUUUAGUAUAUAAUGGUGACUUGGUAGAAUAUGAUGUGGACAACAUGGCACAACUUCAAAAAGUGCAUGCUUUCUUGAUGAAUGACUGCCUUCUCAUUGCCACCUGGUUAGCGAAUCGCCGUGGUACAGUGAAGUACAAAUACAAUGCACUCUAUGAUCUGGAGAGCUUUGCCAUUGUGAACGUAAAGGACCACCCCCCAAUGAAGGACAUGUUCAAAAUCCUGAUGUCCCCCGAAAGCCGCAUUUUUCAGGCAGAGAACAGCAAGAUCAAAAAAGAGUGGCUGGAGAUCCUUGACGAGACCAAGAAAAACAAAGCUACAAAGGAAAAACAUAAGAAGGAAGAGAUAGAGGUGCCAAACUCACCUGUCAGACCAGAGGCCUCGCUCUCAACCAACCCUUUUGAUGAGGAAGAGACCAACCCUUUUGAAUCUGAGGAGGCAGUAGAUCUGAGCCUGGAGUGGAUCCAGGAGCUUCCAGAGGACCUGGAUGUGUGCAUUGCCCAACGGGACUUUGAAGGCGCAGUAGACCUCCUGGAUAAGCUGAAUGAGUACCUCAAGGACCAGCCUGUUAGUUUGAGGGUGAAGGAGCUCAGGGUGAAGGUGGAUGAACGUAUCCGUCAGCUCACAGAGGUGCUGGUAUUUGAGCUCUCUCCUGACCGUUCCCUCCGUGGGGGACCCAAAGCAACCCGCCGGGCUGUGUCUCAGUUAAUCCGGCUGGGCCAGUCCACCAAGGCUUGUGAGCUCUUCCUGAAGAACCGAGCCGCUGCUGUGCAGACAGCAAUUCGCCAGUUGCGUAUUGAGGGGGCUACUCUGCUCUACAUACACAAGCUCUGCAACAUUUUCUUCACUAGCUUGCUAGAGACAGCCAAAGAGUUUGAAAUGGACUUUGCAGGGAACACAGGCUGCUACUCAGCAUUUGUGGUCUGGUCACGCUCAUCCAUGAAGAUGUUUGUGGAUGCCUUCAGUGGGCAGGUAUUUGACAGCAAGGAGAGCCUCUCCACCGCCGCUGAGUGUGUCAAGGUGGCCAAGGAACACUGCAAGCAGCUCAGUGAGAUCGGCCUGGACCUUACCUUCACACUGCAGUCCCUGUUGGUCAAAGACAUCAAGGCAGCGCUGCAGAGCUACAAGGAGAUCAUCAUUGAGGCCACUAAGCACCGCAACUCUGAGGAGAUGUGGAGGAAGAUGAACCUGAUGACUCCAGAGUCUUUGACCAAGCUGAAGGAGGAGAUGCGCAGCUGUGGCAUUAGCAGCUUCGACCAGUAUACAGGUGACGACUGCUGGGUUAACCUCAGCUACACCAUCGUGGCCUUCACCAAACAGAUGAUGGCUUUUCUGGAGGAGGGCCUGAAGCUUUACUUCCCAGAGCUGCACAUGGUGCUGCUGGAGAGCCUGAGGGAGAUCAUCCUUGUGGCUGUGCAGCAUGUGGAUUACAGCCUGCGGUGUGAACAGGAGCCGGAAAAGAAAGCUUUCAUCCUCCAAAAUGCCUCUUUCCUGCAUGACACUGUCCUACCCGUGGUGGAGAAGAGGUUUGAGGAAGGAGUAGGGAAGCCGGCUAAGCAGUUACAGGACUUGAGGAAGAGUACGCGGCCAGUUCGUGUGAAUCCAGAUAGCACAAUGUCCCAGGUCUAGUGGAUGGAUGAGAACCUUUUAUGAGCAGCACUUUUGGUUGUUACUGAUGCCACUUUGGAUGCCAACUUAAAACCUUUGGCCAGAAUUGAUUAAGUCUAAUCUGCCAUGUCAUAAAGGCUGUUCUGUGAUGAGUCUUUCUGUUGAUUGAUGUUGAAGACAAUGACAUAGAGAUAGUUGGUGUUUUCUCAUUUCCCACGUUCUUUCCUGUUCCUGAUUGUAUGGGUUACAGCACUGCGAUUCGGAUUGCUGAUUCAAUCGGGUCACUGAUUCAUCAAGCCUUGUAUUAACCUAGUACUUUGAAGAAUGUUAUUGAUUUCAACAACAGGGCAUGUCACACAUUAUCAAACAAAUUAUCUUGCAGAAUAAAGUGUAUGCAUUACAACCAUUUUGUCUGGUUAUUAUAAAAUUGUUAAAGGUGUAAAAUGUAAAAGAAUUUCAAAGACAUUAUGCUUAAUUGAAAACAAAUGUCACCCUCCCUGCUCCAUAACAUAGAGAUAUACUGUAUGCUUGACAUUUUGGUUUAGUCCACCAGUUUUAUAAAGCUGUAAAAACAAUAUUUUAAUAUAGGAAUACCAAAAAAUGUAUAUUGUGAAAUGCCUUCAUUGCCCUACUAUGCUCUAUUAUGUGCAUAUUCUAAAUUGCAAAAACGAACUUGUAAUUUCAUUUGUAGUCACUAAAAUAAACUGUUUGAUUAGCUUGCUGCAAGAAAA
Messenger RNA from Esox lucius (northern pike), 2957 nucleotides. RefSeq names its product exocyst complex component 8 (gene exoc8). The record is from RefSeq and is a predicted model, not a curated record. Lineage: Eukaryota; Metazoa; Chordata; Actinopteri; Esociformes; Esocidae. Gene Ontology annotation, cellular component: exocyst. The transcript has a single exon. Bases 178 to 2247 code for a protein of 689 amino acids. Gene Ontology annotation, biological process: Golgi to plasma membrane transport; exocytosis; intracellular protein localization.